AGUAGGGAACAGCGCGCGGUGCUGAGAAAUCUCCUCACUCACUCUCUCACAUGCAUAGAAAUGCAGGAUUAACCCUGUGCGGAGAAGAUUCCUGUGCCAAAACUACGUUUAUAGUCUACUUCUGAGGAAGGCGAAGCGGUAAACCAGACUCCAUACGUUUUGCCAUGUACUAUUACAUUUCUACAUUAUUUCCGAUAGAUUAUGCUAUCAUUCCGUAACGUAUAACGCGGAGCACUAUCAACAUUUUUGUGAGAACCUGUACUCUCCUAAAAUGAGUGUUUGAGGAUUUAUGGACUGAAACGAGGGAAGUUGCGCGUUUUAGAACUGUCUCGUUUGAGAACUGUCUGAGAAACAACAGCAAAGACAUUUGAAGACCCAUCCUCGGGCGUAAUUUCUCAUUUAUUAACACUUAAAUGAGUGCCGACGUUUUCAAACUGCUGCGGAGUCGUGGGAAUGGCGUGGAAGAAUAACUCGGCCACUUAUGGAUUGUUUCCCAUCGGAAGGAUUGUACGUUUUCUUGAUGUGUGGAUUCUUUAAAGCAGGUGUUUAGGCCUCCGUGUCGAAGGAAACAUCAGCUGUAGUUGAUCCUCACCUCAGACAAGAAAACCUCGAUCUCGGAAGGAAAAAGUGAUCGACGAAGACUGAGGUGUUACCUCUCCGAGGGCCCAUGGAUCUCCCUGUGGUUUUGUUUCUGCUGUGGGGACUGUUACUGGACUUGCUGACUGGUGCGGUUGGUGGCAUUCUAUACCGCGUUCAUGAAGAACAGCCUCCGAGCACACUGAUUGGCAGCCUGGCAGCAGACCAAGGCCUACCAGACACUGGACACCUGUACAAACUGGAGGUGGGCGCUCCCUAUCUGCGGGUGGAUGGCAAAACUGGAGAUAUCUUUACCACCGAGAUCCCCAUAGACAGAGAGACACUGAAGGAUUGUCGUAAUAAAGGCAAACCCUGCUUUCUGGAGUUUGAGGUGUCCGUCACAGACCUUAUUCAAAAUCAGAGUCCACGGCUGAUAGAGGGAAGGAUCGAAGUACAGGAUAUCAACGAUAACACACCACAGUUCCCCUCACCUGUCCUUACUCUCUCAGUUCCAGAGAACACCCACAUGGGGGCACUCUUCUCAAUUCCACUGGCCACUGAUAAAGAUACAGAGAGGAAUGGAGUAGCUGACUACACCUUAACAGCAGGACCAGAGGCUGUAGCACUCUUUGGUCUGCAAGUUGCAGAGGAUCGAGGUGAAAAAUUACCUCAACUCAUAGUGUUGGGAAGCCUUGAUCGAGAGCUGAAAGACUCAUACGACCUCACCAUCAAAGCUGUGGAUGGAGGAAAUCCACCUCGCUAUAGCAGUGCCUUGCUGAGGGUUGUCAUAGCUGAUGCCAACGACAAUGCACCAAAAUUUGAAAAAUCCUCCUAUGAAGCAGAGGUUGCAGAGAACAGCCCGAUUGGACACUCUGUGUUACAGGUAAAGGCUAAUGAUUCAGACUUGGGACCUAAUGGUGAAAUUGAAUACACAUUACAUCAGGCCAUUGAUCCUGUGCCAAAACUGCUUCGGAUAGAUCGCUCAUCAGGCAUCAUAUAUGUCAAAGGACCUUUGGAUCGUGAGGAGAUCAACAAUUUGAAGUUUUACGUAGUUGCACGAGAUAAAGGCCCUUCACCAAAAAGUUCUAAAACUUACGUUUCUAUUGAUGUGACAGACCAGAAUGACAAUGCACCAGCAGUGGAGAUUCGAGGAAUUGGUCUUGUGACCCACAGUGAUGGUGUAGCAAAUAUUUCAGAGGAUAUGCCAGUUGGAACUGCAGUGGCACUGGUGCAAGUUUCAGACAAGGACGAGGGAGAGAAUGCAGUGGUGACCUGUGUGGUUGCAGGGGAUGUUCCUUUUCAGCUUCGACCAGCUAGUGAUUCAUCAGUUGACAACAAGAGAAAGUACUUUCUACAGACCACAACACCACUGGACUAUGAAAGAGUUAGGGACUACCGAGUGGAAAUAGUAGCAGUGGAUUCAGGCAAUCCAGCUCUAUCCAGCACCAACUCUCUGAAAGUCCAGGUGACUGACACAAAUGACAAUUCCCCUAUUUUCUCACCCACCCUGUUUGAAGUAGAGUUUGCUGAGGAAAACCAACCAGGAGAAAAGGUGGUAGAGGUAGUUGCCUCAGAUGCAGACAGUGGAACUAAUGCAGAGCUGGUCUACAGCAUUAUUGCAGACUCUUCAACAAGGGGCCUUUUUGAAAUUGACCCCAACUCAGGAGAAGUACGUGCUCGGAGCCCUCUCGAUCGUGAGCACAAGGACCGCUAUGAGUUCCGUGUUACUGCAGCUGACAAAGGGGUUCCCAGUCACAGAGGUACUGCCACAGUUGUAAUCAAAGUACUUGAUCGGAAUGAUAAUGACCCCAAGUUCAUGCUGAGUGGCUACAGCUUUUCAGUCUUGGAGAAUAUGCCACCCCUUAGCCCUGUUGGCAUGGUAACAGUACAGGACAUGGAUGAAGGUGAGAAUGCUCAAGUGCAACUUUCUGUGGAACCGGAUGUGGGCAAAUUUGUGAUUCAGAAUGGUACUGGCACUAUUCUGUCCAGCAUCUCAUUUGACAGAGAGAAGGAGAGUAGUUACACAUUCAGGUUGAAAGCUGUAGAUGGAGGAGACCCUCCCAGGUCAUCUUACGUUGGAGUGACCAUCAAUGUCCUUGAUGAAAAUGACAAUGCACCAGUUGUAACCAAACCAUCGAAUUCAUCCUUUAUACGUCUGUCUCCCAUGGCUGCUCCAGACAGUGUUGUUGAAGUUGUCGAAGCAGAGGACAUUGAUUCUGGUUCCAAUGCUGAACUAGUAUACAGUAUUGCUGGAGGAAAUCCACAUGACCUUUUUUACAUCUCACCAUCUAAUGGCGAGAUCACAUUAACCAAGGAAUUAACACGCAAACAUAGUGGUCUGCAUCGACUGGUCAUAAAAGUCAGUGACAGGGGCAAACCAUCCCGCCAUGCCAUUGCCUUGGUACACAUUUAUGUUAAUGAAACUAUUGCCAAUGUAAGUCAUGUGGAGGCACUUGUGGGGCAUAGUUUGUACACCCCACUCGACAUGGACAUUGCAGGAGACCCAGAUUAUGGUUUGGCUGCCCAAAGAAGUAACAUUGUGUAUGGCAGUUUAGCUGGAGUGGCAGGAGUCGUCACCGUGAUCGUUGUUGUGGUCUUCAUCAGACAUCGCCUUCAAAGAGAAACUAAGAGUGGUUAUCAGGCUGGCAAGAAGGAGACCAAAGAUCUGUAUGCCCCCAAGCAAGGGCCAAAAAGUGGCAAGGGGAGAAAAGGUAAAAAAGGGAAGCCACCAAAGUCACCUAAACCUCUUGGAGAGGAUGAAGAAGUCAGCCUUCAAAAGAGUCUGAAAUUUAACCUUGAUGGGGUUAAUGACAGCCCCAGGAUCCAUUUGCCUCUGACAUAUCCGCCUGGAAGCCCUGACCUGGGCAGGCACUAUCGUUCCAAUUCCCCAUUGCCCUCCAUCCAGCUCCAGGCCCAGUCCCCAUCUGCCUCCCAAAAGCAUCAGGCUGUCCAGGAGCUCCCUGCUGCCAAUACCUUUGUGGGAACAGGCGGGGAUGACAACUCCACCGGCUCAGACCAGUACUCGGAUUACAGCUACAAGACCAAUCAACCAAAAUACAGCACAAAAACGCUCCCGCAUCGCAGAGUGACGUUCUCCACAGCCAACCCGAUGCAAGAUCAGCAGGACUCGUCUCAGCAGAGUUACUAUGACAGUGGCUUGGAGGAGUCUGAGACCCCCAGCAGCAAGAGUUCUUCAGGACCACGUAUUGGGCCCCUCGCUCUACCUGAGGACCACUACGAAAGGACCACCCCCGAUGGUAGCAUCGGAGAGAUGGAACACCCUGAAACCGAUAUUCGUUCGUUGCCUGAUGUUGCCAUGACGGGGAACUGCAGUCAGGAGUGCAGCGAGCUGGGUCACUCAGAUGCUUGUUGGAUGCCCGGUCAGCCUUCGCCUGUUCGCAAGACCCGCAACCCCCCUAAACUGUCCACGUUUGUGCCUUAUCAGGAGAGGGGGAGCCUGGGACGCCUGGCCAAUGGGAGUGUGAGGCUGGGAGGAGAUGAGAACAGGCCACGCCUCCCACCUUCCCGUAGUGCCUACUCCAGUAGUGAGCACGCCCCCAGUGACCACGCCCCACUGGAGGAGGUGCCUCUGAGUGUGACAUCAGAGUUCCCGCCUACCAGCCCCCCCUCCAAUCACGCCUCGAAAAGAGAGAUUUACCUGUGAGAUAACCACGCCCACCAUCUUUGAUUGACGCACAUCAGAAGUUUCAGAGACACGGUGCGCAAAACGCGAACAUCGAAUCUGCGACAGGAUAAAAUAUCAAUCGAAUAGUGGAAAACACACUAUUGUCAUCAAAGUAGAUUUAUUUAUUUAUUUUAUUUAUUUAUUCAUACCUUCAUCUAUUUAUUAUCACUUUUAACAUGUCGUUUCUUUUAAACUUUUGUACCGUUUUUGCAUACCGUCAUCCGACUAACCGACUUUUAGCUUCGCUAGCCUACAGAAUGUCCAUGGGUUCUUUUACUAGACUACCAAGUGCUGUAGUGAGCAGGAGAUACUGCUGUAAAGGGUCUUGAGCCACAUAGAGUGUCUAACACUCUUAACUUGAUCCUGUCCUCAGAGGAGAGCAGUCUUUAUACGUGUAAAACGCUGUAAAUACAUUUGUAUGGUGUAUAUAUGAAUAUAUCUCUCCGGCUUGAGUUUAAAAAAUUAAAUAAAGGUCAAAAGUUACAUCUAAAUCAGCCUGAAUACCUUAAGUGUGUGUCGGUGCCACUGCUUUAGAGGGUCUGAGCGUUUGUUAUGGGAUUGUGAUGUCCUGGCGGUGCUCUGUGACCCUUGCCGUGCCCGUCUAGAAUUUAGAUCCGUAUGCGCGCUGUAUAGUUUGUGUGUAGGUGUGCAUUUAGUGAGGGUGGGUUUUAACAGCGAUUAACUCGCUUUGACAGACCUUAACAUAUGCCGGUGAGCGCGUCAGGGGACCUACCGUCACGAAAAGUAACACAUGUGGCUCCUGGCACAUUAACACACUUUUCAACAGAUGAGAAUGUGCGCUCAUACUUUUGUGUCAUGCGGCAGAACUUGUGUUUUUUGGCACUGUGAAUCUCUCCUGAACUCCCACGGUGUAGUGCAAAAGCUACCUGGCACUGGCAAAGACGCCUACGGCUCACACAGCACAGCCUCAGCGAGGAGGAGACCACCUGCCUCCCCUCAAAUUAUCAGUUCCGUUAACUUGAUGGUGUGUUAAGUCCACAGACGCGCCUCGUAUCCAUUCCAUUUUGGCCACAGUCAUAAUCACGGUCUUGUUUUUGGUUGUUUACAUGGUUUCAAAUGAACUCUUUGUGUCCUAUUUAGACUUUGUUUGAAGAACAAAUGUAUUAAUGCCUUAAAAACAGUUGUAUAUAACAAUCACAAUGGACAAAUUAGACUGAUAAUCCUGUCUUGUCUUUGGCAUGUCAAUUGUGCAUGUUUUUUUUCCACACAAUCAAAAAAAAAAAUGGCAAACAGUUACAUCACCACAAUUUGCAAUUUUUUUCGCAUUUAAUGUCCUGUCCUCCAUCGAUUGGGUAUUUCUUCUUUUUUUCGUUGACACUGUGCUGACUAUCUAACUUGCUCUAAAGCUGUGUCUCCCUCCAUGUUUGAGAGAAUCUCUGGGGGACCAUUUUGACUAUCUAGUGUGCUCAAGGACCAUAAAUCUGAUGGACAUUAUCAUUAUUAUUGCAUCACGGUGCAUUGCCUCAAUAUCUCUACUCUUUUUUUCCCCCGCACCUGCUGCAGCACGGUACCCGUGUGUCUGCAGGGGGGUCGACGAGGUGUACAGCAAUGGGCAUUUCCUUAAUUAGGGUGAGUAAUGAGUGUGGUGCAGUUGACAUAUGUGAACACUCCAGCCCCCACCCAAAGGAAGCACAGAUCCCCAAUCCGAACGCUUCAAUUGUUGAGUCGCGUUUUUCACUGCACUUACCUCAUCGCGACUGCCUUCAGCACCUCUCGCCGAAUAAUUACGUAUGGAAAUGACUGGACGUAGCCAUGAUUAAAUAAGGCGAAUGAUUAUCCCACCCUAAGGAAAGAAAGCACAUUAUGCUGUUUUCAAAGCCAUUUAGUGACUCUGAUUGGGGGGCGGGGGGAGGGGGUAUCCAGCAAGAGUCAUGAUCCGGCGUAAUUAGCCCAGCUCGCUUUCCCUCUUCUCCGCUGCAAGCGCGCUCUUCUUCCCAGGCGAACGUGUGAGAUCGCUGACCUGGACUUAACACAGCUAAAAGAUAGAGAUGACCACAAAAGUCUACCACCACUUACAGGCUUUCAUCUAUUCAAACUCGGAGUGAAGCAGGCUUUGACCUUCCUCCACUCCGAUGCCAGCCUGAGUCAGAUAGUCUGAAUUGCAGGUUUAGACUCUUCUGGCUUCAUCGAGGCUGUUUUAGUGCUAGUAAUUCUAAGGCUAGACUCCUCGAGUCCUUCCUGAGGACGGACGGAGGAAUGUCCACUUCUCGUGGUUGUUUUUUAAACUGGUGUUUAGAUGUGUGCUCUUUCGCUGUUAGAUGUCUGGAUGUGACGAGACGACCAUAACGAACGAGGGAGUCUUUUUCUUCGUCCUUAGAGCGAGACUUUUCUUCAUAGAGUAACGGAAAAAAACUGGUGUUUGUGGUAAACAUCUCUUCAAAAGUGUUCUGUACAUAGCUCUCCACAUUCUCCCCCCCGUGCGUGGUGUCAAGCAGGCGACGCGUUGAGCAUGAAUUCCAAAGAUAAUUGGUAGAAACCGUUUACUGUUCUUGCUGAAAUGUUAGUGCCGGUUCAGAAACCUUUUCUUGAGAACAAAAGCGACGUUCACUGCACAAAACUCAUCUUCACCGUUCACCCCAAACUGAAGACAGCUGCCUUGAAAGUAUGUCUUUUGCAGGAGAGUUCAAAACUUGUUAUCCUUAAUUGUUGGUUAUAUUUAUAUAGGACUAAAAAUGCUUGUGAUGAUCUGUUUUUGUACAGUUUUAUGUACAUGCAAGUGAAGCUUUUUAAAUCUUACAACAAAAGCCGAUGGCAUAUAAAAAUCGUAAAGUGUUUAUUGAGAUAUGUGCACAUCUUGCCUUGGAUGGAUCGAUCUUUUUUGCAGAGUCAGUGUGAAUGUGGCCGUCGUAUGCCUGCACCGUAGUCAUUCACUGGCUCCUGUCACAGAGGGCUUUAUCAGAUUUUAUGUUUAUUGUGAACAGUGGGUUGUCCGAUCCGACUUGUUUGUUUGAUUCCCAUGUGUUUCGUUUCGUUCUGUUUCCGCAUGUUAAAAACAACCCCCUUGUAAUAAGUCCUUGCAAAGUUUGUAAUAAAACGAGUGAGAAAAAGAACAAAAAACAAAGAAAUACAUUUGCUUGGUGAGUCAUUGUUUAAGAAUGAAUCUAGGGACUGUGAUUUCUCCAUAGAGCGUUUUCAUUAAUAAAGCAAAUUGAUCUGACAAAGA
Molecule: messenger RNA, 7445 nt
Organism: Danio rerio (zebrafish)
Lineage: Eukaryota; Metazoa; Chordata; Actinopteri; Cypriniformes; Danionidae
Source: RefSeq, a predicted model, not a curated record